Eimeria maxima is the source of this 2988-nucleotide messenger RNA. RefSeq names its product SET domain-containing protein, putative. Bases 1 to 2988 code for a protein of 995 amino acids. The transcript has 2 exons. NCBI's taxonomy places the organism in Eukaryota, Apicomplexa, Conoidasida, Eucoccidiorida, Eimeriidae. The record is from RefSeq and is a predicted model, not a curated record.
AUGGGGGCUGGAUGGGAGGCGUCGCUGCUGUCUUCUUCCUCUUGCUGCUCAGAGAUCUCCUCUCCCUCACACAGCAGCGAUGAAGACAAUGCUGCUGCUCCUCCUGCUGCUGCUGCUCCUGCUGCUGCUGCUGCUGCUGCCCCACCUGCAGCAAAUCUGCAGCAGCGGCAACAACAGCAGCAACAGCCGCAACACCAGCAUUUGCAGAAUCAGCAGCAACAGCUGUUGCAUGGGCAGCACGUACAGCUGCUGCAGCAGCAACAGCAGCAGCAACAGCAGCAGCAACAGCAGCAACAGCAGCAGCCCUCUAUCCGCCCGAAGGAAUCAAAAAGGGGGAGGGGUGCAUCAGGCCGUGGCAGAGGUAGGCCGAAGGCAGGUUCGGGCAGCAGCAGCAGCAGCAGCAGCAGCAGCAGCAGCAAUAGCAGCAACAGCAGCAACGCCAGCAGCAGCAGUAGUAGCAGAGCAGACAGCGGAAUUCAGAGCCCAGCAGAGGGGGCAGAUGUUGCUGCUGCUCCCUCGCUGCAGCAGCAACAGCAACAACAACAGCAGCAGCUGCUGCUGCAGCAAAAGCUGCACCAACAACAACUGCAACAGCAACAGUUUGACAGAGUGCAGCAGCAACAGCAGCAGCGCCCGGUGCAACAGGAGCAGCAACAGCAGCAGCAGCAGCAGCACAUUUUCCCAAACGUGUGCUCCCAGGAGCAGCAGCGGCUGGAUCCAGGUGUACAGGCUCCCGCAGCAGCAGCUGCUGCUGGUGCAGUUGCUGCUGUUCCUGAGGGAUAUGCAGCAACAGCAGCAGCAGGCGCAGCUGCUGCGACUGGGGGUAUUCAGGAACUACAGCCGCAGCAGCAGCAGCAGCAGCAGCAGCAGCAGGCCGUUGAGCACCAGCAAGAAACGCAGAGCCAGCAGCUGCAGCAGGCUCACCCGCAUCAGCAGCAGCAGCAGCAGCAUGACGCAUCUCCAGAGGCAACUACUGCAUUAACAUUUUCUGCCGAUAAUCCAAUUGCUGCUGCUGCUGCUGUUGCUGCUGCUAGUGCAGCAGCAGCAACGAAGACAGAAAGGCAAGAGGAAGCGCAGGACGCAGCAGCAGCAGCAGAAACAGCAGCCGCUGCUGCUGUUCCGCUAAAACCGCAACCGCCAGCACUAUCUAUGGAAGGGGGAGCAGCAGCAGCAGCAGCAGCACAAGCAGCAGCAGCAGCACAAGCAGCAGCAGCAGCACAAGCAGCAGCAGCAGCACAAGCAGCAGCAGCACAAGCAGCAGCAGAAGCAGAAGCAAAAGCUGCUGCAGCAGAAGCAGAAGCAAAAGCUGCUGCAGCAGAAGCAGCAGCUGCUAUGGCAAAUCCUCCUACAUUAAGGGAGCUUGUAGAUCUUGUUGCUGCUGUAGCAACAGACAGCAGCAGCAGCAGCAGCAGCAGCAGCAGCUGGUACUGCCCAGAGAAUCUACGGCUUAGCGAGAGAGGCAAUCGUUACUUCUUUGUGCGGCAGCCACCGCAUGCAGCAGCAGCAGCAGCAAAACAGCUUGCUGAGCUGCUGCUGUCGCACCCUGGUGGUCUAUUUGAUAUAUUUGAGCCUUGUCCUCAGCAGCAGCAGCAGCAACAGCAGCAACAGCAGCAGCAGCAACAGCAGCAGCAGCAGUUGAAGAUGCAGACGAAGGAGGAAGAUCAGCAGCAGCAGCAGCAGCAGCAGUACUGCAGCACAAGUGUUAAGAGCGAACCCCAUGACAGCUCAGAUGGUGCAUGCGCUGCAGCAGCAGCAGCUCCGCAGAAGCGGCCGCUGCUGCAGGAGCAGCAGCACGAAGUGGAGCAGCAGCAGCAGCAGCAGCAGGUACCAGCAGCACAUUUUGAAGGGCUUUCAGGUGUACAGGCAGCUCGCGCUCGUUCGCUGCUGCUGCGUGGACGCGGGAGCUGCAUACGGCUGCAGCUGCUGCAUGCGCUGCAGCUGCUGCUGCGCACCGAAGCAGUGGUGCUGCAGGUGCUGAGCAGCCGCUGCCAAUUCUGCAGCAACAGCAGCAGCAACAGCAGCAGCAACAGCAGCAGCCAUAACCUGGUGCUUCUUCCGGAGACCCCACAGCCGCAGCAGGAGACAGCACUGUGGCUGCUGCACCAGCUGCUGCAUGUGAACUACGGAUCGAGCAGCAGCAGCAGCAACAGCAGCAGCAACAGCAGCAACAGCAGCAGCAACGCGACUCGGGGUAUUCUUUGGAGCGAGGAAGACAAUCAAUUUGCUGUCCUUGCUGUGAGGUGUCUAGGCAGCAGAUGGCGUCAGCAGCUGCUUGCGCGCAUGCAAAGCAGCAACAGCAGCAGCAGCAACAGCAGCAGUAGCAACAGCAGCAGCAACAACAGCAGCAACAGAGACGCCGAGCCGCCCCGCAAGAGGCUGGCCUUCGAACGAUUGCUGCGUGUAUCUCCUGCUGGUGCAGCGGCAGCAGCACGACCUGCUACUACAGCAGCAGAAGCAGCAGCAGCAGACGCAGCAGCAGCUGCUGCUUCUCCCUGUGUUGCAGUGCAGCAGGUGGGGCGCGCGCUCUUGCUGCGGCGGUUUCAUCCUUCCUGCUGCACUGUGCUGCGGCUCUAUCCUGCUGCAGCAGCAGCAGAAGCAGACGGCGGCUGCGCUGCAGCAGCAGCAUCAACAGCAGCGCCAGCAGAUGCACCAGCGGGGUCGUCCGCUGCUGCUCGCAGGGGAGGGCGCAGAGGCCGCGGUGGCAGGCCUGCAGGGCAGCAGCAGCAGCAACAGCACCAGCAGCAGCAACAGCACCAGCACGUGCAGCAGCUGCUGCGCCGCCUGAAGCCGCAGCUGUUCCCAGGUCUUCUACUGCAGGUUGACGGCCAAUUGCCGUCUCCUCUGCAGCAGCAGUUGCUGCGGCUGCAAGAAGAAUCUGCUGCAGCUGAGCGACUGCGUUCUGGUGGGUCGGGUCCCCUUGCUGCUGCUGUUGCUGUUGCUGCUGCUGUUGCUGCUGCUGUUGUUGCUGUUGCUGCUGUGAUUGAGUAA